AUGUUAGGCCCCUUGAAUAUCAAUUUAGCGGAGUUCGGUGUAUCAACUCGAAAUGGUUUCCUACCAGACCAGCCGCCCCUCCGAGAACUGAGCAACCCAUACUACGAAAGUUGGGAAAUCGUACUUUCGCAACUACCAGCACUUCUCAAAUCUGCAUCUCUAAGAAGCCAUGUCGAUCAAUUACCUGUACUCUCAACAGAACAUCUCAUCUCUGAAAGCGAAUGGCAAAGAGCAUACAUGAUCCUCUCCUUCUUCACACACUCAUACAUCUGGGAAGCCGGCGGACCAUCACAGCGCCUCCCCGCAUCAAUAUCCGUCCCCUUCCUCUCAAUCGCAAAACAUCUCGGCCUCCCACCCACAGCAACCUACGCCGGCCUCAACCUCUGGAACUUCGAGUCCAUCUCCGGCGCCAACGACUUCACUCAACUCGAAGACCUCCGAAGUCUCCACACCUUCACCGGCACCAAAGACGAAGAAUGGUUCUACCUGAUCUCGGUCGCCAUCGAAGCCUACGGCGCAAAGAUCAUCCCCGCCAUGAUGAAAGCCAUGGAUGCUGUCCGGGCGAAUGAAUCCAGUGUAGUGGCUGCUGCACUUGAGACGUUCGCGAGGAAUAUCAAGGAGAUUGCGAGGAUUCUGAAUAGGAUGGAUGAGCAUUGCUCGCCGAAGGUGUUUUAUGAUGACAUUAGACCGUUUUUGGCGGGGAGUAAGAAUAUGGUUCUGGCGGGGCUGCCGAAGGGUGUGUUUUAUGAGGAGGGUGAGGGGAAGGGAGAGUGGAGACAGUAUAGUGGGGGCAGUAAUGCUCAGAGCUCUCUCAUCCAAUUCUUUGACAUCGUUUUGGGUGUUGAGCAUCAUUUGACGAAAGGCUCGAAAGCGAGGAAUGGGUUUCUCUCGGAAAUGAGAAACUACAUGCCUGGAGGUCACCGUGCUUUUCUGGAGAAAAUGGAAUCCAUCGUGAAUAUUCGAGAAUACGCAGAGAGCACCACGAGUUCCGAAGUCAUAGACGCGUAUAAUCUCGCUGUCAAGGAACUCGAGCUUUUCAGAAGUGUACAUAUCCAAGUCGUCACUCGAUUCAUCAUCACGCCGUCGAGACAGAAGAUUCCAAAUGUACACCCUGGAUUGAAUCUUGCUGUUGCUUCAUCGAAUACUGAUUCGAAGGAAUUGCAUGGCACUGGAGGAACACAGUUGCUUCCGUUCUUGAAGCAGAGUCGGGAUGAGACGAAGGAUGCAACGCUGACGAGUGCAUGA
Molecule: messenger RNA, 1245 nt
Organism: Cadophora gregata
Lineage: Eukaryota; Fungi; Ascomycota; Leotiomycetes; Helotiales; Ploettnerulaceae
Exons: 3
Coding region: 1-1245 (414 amino acids)
Biological process (GO): 'de novo' NAD+ biosynthetic process from L-tryptophan
Cellular component (GO): cytoplasm
Molecular function (GO): indoleamine 2,3-dioxygenase activity; metal ion binding; heme binding
Source: RefSeq, a predicted model, not a curated record